This is a messenger RNA of Esox lucius (northern pike), 4550 nucleotides long. Its product is annotated as titin. The transcript is spliced from 7 exons. NCBI's taxonomy places the organism in Eukaryota, Metazoa, Chordata, Actinopteri, Esociformes, Esocidae. The record is from RefSeq and is a predicted model, not a curated record. The coding region runs from base 73 to 4521 and encodes 1482 amino acids.
UUGAAGUCUGAUCAUUCAGUCAUUAUCUUCGCACCCUGGUGACGGUGAGUGAAGGACAGUUUUAUCACGCUGAUGUGGUCUGGUGUGUGCGUGAGAAGUGAUUUUAUUCCCAUGGCGUGGAAAGAUCGAGGGGGGCAUCCAGCUUCGGCGUGGUUAGCGCUGCUCGUGAUACUAUUAAACUCUUUUUGUCACUGCAAUGCAUUAACGCUAACAAGCUCAUCAAAAUCAUCCACGGUGGUGGCCCCCAAUACGAACAAUGGUAAUGAGGAGCCAUCUAGACCUACAGGGGAUAUGCGAUAUGGAAGACUUAUACUUGGACGUAAUAUCCAACCCAACAAGGAGGGUCUUGAUACUGUUGAACAUACUGUUCCUAAAGUCAAGUUCUCCAACGGAUCUUCGGAUGAUGACUACCAGUCUGAUAUGAAUUGGGGUUGGAAUGAAUCGGAGCGCACGGAACGUGAAGCUGAUGGCUUGGCUAGCUCAAAUAGGGCAGCGGUGGAGCGUCUACUGAAGAUGGAACCAAGGGUCGAAUGUGUAGGAGACUCCAUGAAACUAAAGGUCCAUGACACAGGCUCCAAACCAGGGUCUCUCUUUUUUGUGAACCGAGGGAUGCUUCAGUCUCCGCUGCCAUUGUCAAAUUUGCCCCAAAGCUGUGGUCAUUCCUUGCAAGGAACUCCGAGGGAUUGGAUUUUUCGUGCUCCCUAUGAUGGGUGUUAUGUUACUCGGGAGAAUGAUUAUUACAUUUUCCCUUUGCUUUGGUUGGGGUUGCCAUUGAAAAUGUCUUGCCCUGCUGAAAAGCCAUCUAAUGCCAACCCGCCUACAGUUUCUUGCUACCCAGAGGGCAUGGUAGUCAAAAUACAUGACACCUCUGCCAAGGAGCUACAAGUGAAGUUCAAGGAGCAGUGGCAGUCAUUGAUGAGGGUUUCAUCACAUUGUGGGUACAGUGUUGUAACACACCCAGAUGGUCUGGUCAUAUCUGCUUGCUAUGAACCCUGUGUGGAACCUAUGGAUGGCAUGUUCACUUUAGAACUUGCUGGAAGGGAGGGUGAGAUUAAAUUGUCUUGCCCAUAUCUGCCGGUUUCUGAUGUUGAGCCAACUGAUCCACAACCGUUACCCUGCCUAUCAGAGACUUCCAACAAGCCGUGCUUGACCACUCCAACACCGGGGAAAGUCUACCAGAAGCCCAAACACCCUUCUAAGGUUGUGGACCCUGGGUUGCCCACUGAGCCAAAGUUGAUCCCUCAUCCAGUCCCUCCCACCCCAGUGCAGCCUUCUCUACCCCCCAAAAAGCAAGCUACGCAGCAUCCUUUCUACCCAAAGCCUGCUGAGAAGCCACAUUCUGUAACUCUGUCUCCUUGGAAGCCUCAGCAUUACUUUCCCUUCCACCCUCAUCCAGCUAAGCCUGUAACUCCUCCCCCUGAAGACCGUAGUCUUGGUACUGAAGAACCUCUGGUUCCUUGGUACCCAGAUCAUGUUUACCCUUGGCCAGGCAAGCCUGUAACUCCUCCCCCUGAAGACCCUAUUCUUGGUACUGAAGAACCUCUGGUUCCUUGGUACCCAGAUCAUGUUUACCCUCGGCCAGGCAAGCCUUUUACUCCUCCCCUUGAAGAUGACGUUCCUGAAAAACCUCAGGUUCCUUGGUAUCCAGAUCACUACCACCCUCAGCCAGGCAAGCCUGUAACUCCUCCCCCUGAAGACAAGGUUCCUGAAAAACCUCAGGUUCCUUGGUAUCCAGAUCACUACUACCCCCAGCCAAGAAAGCCUGUAACUCCUCCCCCUGAAGACAAGGUUCCUGAAAAACCUCAGGUUCCUUGGUAUCCAGAUCACUACUACCCCCAGCCAAGAAAGCCUGUAACUCCUCCCCCUGAAGACAAGGUUCCUGAAAAACCUCAGGUUCCUUGGUAUCCAGAUCACUACUACCCCCAGCCAAGAAAGCCUGUAACUCCUCCCCCUGAAGACAAUGUUCCUGAAAAACCUCAGGUUCCUUGGUAUCCAGAUCACUACCACCCUCAGCCAGGCACGCCUGUUACUCCUCCCCUUGAAGAUGAUGUUCCUGAAAAACCUCAGGUUCCUUGGUAUCCAGAUCACUACUACCCUCAGCCAAGAAAGCCUGUAACUCCUCCCCCAGAAGACAAGGUUCCUGAAAAACCUCAGGUUCCUUGGUAUCCAGAUCAAUACCACCCUCAGCCAGGCAAGCCUAUAACUCCUCCCCCUGAAGACAAGGUUCCUGAAAAACCUCAGGUUCCUUGGUAUCCAGAUCACUACUACCCCCAGCCAAGAAAGCCUGAAACUCCUCCCCCUGAAGACAAGGUUCCUGAAAAACCUCAGGUUCCUUGGUAUCCAGAUCACUACCACCCUCAGCCAGGCACACCUGUCACUCCUCCCCUUGAAGAUGACGUUCCUGAAAAACCUCAGGUUCCUUGGUAUCCAGAUCACUACCACUCUCAGCCAAGAAGGCCUGUAACUCCUCCCCCUGAAGACAAUGUUCCUGAAAAACCUCAGGUUCCUUGGUAUCCCGAUCACUACUACCCUCAGCCAAGAAAGCCUGUAACUCCUCCCCCAGAAGACAAGGUUCCUGAAAAACCUCAGGUUCCUCUGUAUCCAGAUCACUACCACCCCCAGCCAAGAAAGCCUGUAACUCCUCCCCCAGAAGACAAGGUUCCUAAAAAACCUCAGGUUCCUCUGUAUCCAGAUCAAUACCACCCUCAGCCAGGCAAGCCUGUAAGUCCUCCCCCUGAAGACAAGGUUCCUGAAAAACCUCAGGUUCCUUGGUAUCCAGAUCACUACUACCCCCAGCCAGGCACGCCUGUAACUCCUCCCCCUGAAGACAAGGUUCCUGAAAAACCUCAGGUUCCUUGGUAUCCAGAUCACUACUACCCCCAGCCAAGAAAGCCUGUAACUCCUCCCCCAGAAGACAAUGUUCCUGAAAAACCUCAGGUUCCUUGGUAUCCAGAUCACUUCCACCCUCAGCCAGGCAAGCCUGUAACGCAACCUUUUGAAGACCACAAUCCUGAAAAACCUCACCUACCCAGGCAUGCCACACAUCCUCAUUUCACUCCAGUGCCAACUCCUGCUGUAGAUCCCCCUCCAGCAAAUAAAAUUAUUCCACCUACUGAAGUUCCCCUGGGCUAUGUAAAACCUCCCCACUACCCUGUACUUGAAACCAGUCCGACUACCCGACUCCAGCCACCCCGGCCUGUUGAUUGUCCUACCAUCUGCCCUACGGGUUUUUUGAACUGCUGCCCUGCUAACCAACCUCAUCUGACAAAUGUCCCUUACCCACCCCGUCCUGCGGAUUGUCCUACCAUUUGUCCUACUGGUUUCUCGAAUUGCUGCCCCGCACCUAUAUCUUUCCAUCAUCAUCACCACAACCAUUUUGGCCCUGCCAUAUCCAAGGAUAAUGGUAUUGUUCCCAUUUACCCUUUUAAACAGUUAUCUGACUUGCUAAAAUACACAUCGGUUCCUGUCCCUGGACCAACCCCAACCACUAUAACUCCUCUAACUGGUACAGACCAGACCAUAGACCCCACUAAAAGUUCCUUGAGUUUCCAUGAUUUCUGGAUUCGGCAUAGACUUGGGUUUCCUGCUGCCUCAGAUCCAAAUGACUUAGUGCCAUACUCAGACUUGAAAAAGCCCACUGAAUUGGAAGCACCAGCAGAUUCAGCGCUACAGGUUCAGCCCUACAACACACAGCAGUCAAUUCACCGAUAUAAUUUGAACAAUCAUCCAAAUGGCCAAACACCUUCCAGUAGCUCCAACAAGCCAACUGAAAAGCAGCCACAGAUACAGCCAUAUCUGCCCUAUAAUACCCAGCGGUUUAUGCACCUAUAUAAUCCACAACGGCUUAUGUACCCUGAUCAUAUGCCCUACAGUUCACAACAGUCCCAUCGCAAAGCAUUUCCUACCCCUAACAAACCAUCUGAAUCUCAAGUAUUUUCUAGUGACCCCAACAGGCAUUUGAAACCUCAACCUCCAAAGCAGCAGCAUUUCAGACCUCCGCCUCAGGAUGACCCUGGCAUGCUUUACACAUCUGAACCUUUGGAACCAGACCACCAAACCAGUCAGUCUGAAUCUCCAUUACAGAGGCGUGGCAAACCAAAUAAUGCUCAAGAGCAACCACAUGGCAAGCCUAAGCCACCAAAACUAGUACAAGAACUGGGUGGUUCUCAUCCAAGUAAUUCAGAAAGUCUUACUAACCUUCAACAACCAGUUUCCUCUGACCCACAAAUGCCUAGUUACGUGUCCUCCUUGCCAAUAUAUUAUGCUGGUUCCAAACCAUUCUACCCCAGGAAGUCUCCAGCCAAGCCGCCUCUUGAACUGUCCAGACAUGACGUCCCAGAGUCAUUAACACAUUAUUGGAAUCCCAUCAUGCCACUCCCAGCUAAUCAGAAGCUAAAUGCAUUUACCCCCUCCCAACCCACUGGAAGUCAAGACCGUGCUGCAAACCAACUAAAUGCAAAUGUGAAUCGUCCUAUCAAUGCCAACAAUGGGGCUGGUCACCAGAAGCGGUCAACUUCUUGAUGUUUUCCCAAUAAAGUGUUGGAAACUUG